CGCGUACAUAUUGGUCGUCGACCACCAUCUCCUGUCAUGCAUUUUUUCGGCACGAGUGUUCAUUUCAUACUGUUACAUUUUCAAACUUGCGCCGUGGUGGCCAUAGGAGCCUGGAGGAAGCCCCACGAAAAAUGACUCGACAUACAGCCAACGACAGACACCUUCAUCUUGACCGCCACCUAGCUCAGGGAUAAUGCAGUCGUCAACGCACCGAGAGGUGGUCACCGUCGGGAUCCUUGCCCUGCAAGGUGCAUUCGUCGAGCACCAGGCCACCCUCCAGAAAGUAUCACUGAGGCGACGGAUACACAUCGUGCAAGUUCGAACACCAGAGGACUUGGCGAAGUGCGAUGCCCUCAUCAUUCCCGGCGGAGAGUCGACCACUAUUGCACUGCUUGCACGGCUAGCUGGCCUGUUGGCCCCCCUUCGAGAUUUUGUGAAGACAAAGCCGGUGUGGGGAACAUGUGCUGGCGCGAUACUGCUAGCGCAGGCGGCCGAGGGUACCAAGAAGGGCGGGCAGGAGCUGCUUGGGGGAGUGUCUGUCACGAUCAUGAGGAAUGGUUUCGGGUCUCAGGUGGAAUCCUUCGAGGCACCGUUGACAGUCGAUGGCCUGCGUGACUCUGACCGGCCAUUUCAUGGUGUCUUCAUUCGCGCCCCUGUCGUCCUCUCUCUCGACCCCUCAUCGAACGACCCUCCCAUCGAGGUCGUUUCUCGCCUGUCUGCGAGUCUGCUCCCCCAUAACCAAACAACCAUUCCCCUAGACGCGGGCAAUACCGAUCCGAACGACCCACGGACCAUCGUUGCCCUCCGGCAGGGACGCCACCUGCUCACGACAUUCCAUCCCGAGCUGACGAAGGACGAUCGUUUCCACGAGUACUUCAUCCGGCAGUGCGUCCUGCCCUCGCUAUCGUAACAACCUAGAGUGUCACUGGCAUAGACUCGGCCCCUAGACGGACGGAGCCACGAGCGACAUCACCCAUCUACGUGUACGUAUCAAUCUAUGUAUCGCUGCAUAUGUAUCCACAGGCUACCCCUUGCUCUAGACAUCUAUCCCGUACAUACUAAUGCUAGACCGCCCGGAUUUGGCCCGGAUACUGUUUUUGUUCCUCGCUAUUUGUGGCGCAACACAUGCUUCCAUCCGUCUGGCGACGCUCGACAUGAAUAGUCAAUGAAAA
This is a messenger RNA of Fomitopsis serialis, 1172 nucleotides long. Its product is annotated as SNO glutamine amidotransferase. The coding region runs from base 194 to 910 and encodes 238 amino acids. Gene Ontology annotation, biological process: pyridoxine metabolic process; pyridoxal 5'-phosphate biosynthetic process. Lineage: Eukaryota; Fungi; Basidiomycota; Agaricomycetes; Polyporales; Fomitopsidaceae. The transcript has 6 exons. Gene Ontology annotation, cellular component: cytosol; glutaminase complex. Gene Ontology annotation, molecular function: glutaminase activity. The record is from RefSeq and is a predicted model, not a curated record.